AUGGAAGCAGAACAUGGACAAGAAGCAAUGAUGAGCUCAGGCCAGCUGCCAGUGGGAUUUAGGUUUAUGCCAACAGAUAAGGAGUUGGUCACUCACUAUCUAAUGAACAAGGUGUUUGAUAGGCCUGUGCCAGCUGCUGAGGCAAUUCAGGACAUUGACGCAACCCAAUUCUACAGCACCCAUCCGAAGAAUCUAGUGACAUUCUCCUGUGGAGAGAGAGAGUGGUUCUUCUUUAUCCAUGAAGACGACGAAAAUUGCAGUCCAAGUGCCCAAGGAAGAAGAAAUAUUCGAGUAGUUGGAAAUGGGGUAGGGUUUUGGAAACCAAAUGGAUCAGAAAACCCUAUCCACAAUGAAGAUGGCAAUGUCUGUGCCUCCAAGAUCUUUCUCACUUACUUUUCUGGAAGUCUCAGGAAAGCAAAGAAAACACAUUGGAAAAUGGUGGAAUACCAUUUGCACUCAGACUCUCACACGGAAGAAGAGUACCAAGUGCAGAGAAGAGAAUGGGUUUUGGGCCAACUGAAAAGAGGAAAUGCUUACAAUGGUCAUUGA
Molecule: messenger RNA, 549 nt
Organism: Prunus persica (peach)
Lineage: Eukaryota; Viridiplantae; Streptophyta; Magnoliopsida; Rosales; Rosaceae
Product: NAC transcription factor 29-like
Exons: 3
Coding region: 1-549 (182 amino acids)
Biological process (GO): regulation of DNA-templated transcription
Molecular function (GO): DNA binding
Source: RefSeq, a predicted model, not a curated record